AUGGCGUCAAUCGACACUAGUAGACUCUAUGUCUUGAAAAAUAGCUACACAGCUUCAAAUAAAGUACUUGCAUUGUCCUCAGGCGGCGCUUCCCUCUCCAUGGUUGACACACAGAAUGUCAGCGCCAAUGCCCUCUGGUUCCUUACCCCAACAAACAGGAGCAACUACUAUCGCCUACACACAAUUGCCAAUGGCGUGAAGCAAUCUCUCGAUGUCAUCAACGAUGGAGUGCAAAACAUCAAUCUCCAUAUGGCCGACACGGGCAACUACUCGGGCCAGUAUUGGAGAUUCGACAACUGGUCCCCCGGUGGUCAGGCUUAUCCAUACCGCUUGAGCAAUACCUUUACGGGACCCGAUAAGCACCUGGAUGUUUACUCGGAUACACUCGUUGCCCAUCUAGCUGGCGGCAAUCUUAGCGGGCAGCAUUGGGAACUAAGCCCGGCGAGCACUGUUGUCACACCUACAGAUGUGUCUACUUAUGAUUAA
Molecule: messenger RNA, 486 nt
Organism: Trichoderma virens Gv29-8
Lineage: Eukaryota; Fungi; Ascomycota; Sordariomycetes; Hypocreales; Hypocreaceae
Product: carbohydrate-binding module family 13 protein
Exons: 1
Coding region: 1-486 (161 amino acids)
Source: RefSeq, a predicted model, not a curated record